AUGGAUUUGAUAAAAAAUAAGGAAUACGAAAAAUUAAUUCUUCACCUAAGCGAGGAAGAUUAUAGAGCGGUUACACUGUUAGAUUUGCUUUUAUCAGAAGGAAAUAGAAUAAUUGGUGAACCAGAUAAAGAUAAUAAAAAUUCUCCCUUGGUAGAAAAACAUUAUUAUUUGGUCGAGGAUUUAUGCGGAAAAAAUAACGACCAAAUAAAGCAGGAAUUAGCAAAUAGUAAAAAACUACUCCAAGAAAAAGAACAAGAAUUAGCCAAAUUACGAAAGCAACAGCCAAAUAAUCCAACUAAUACUGGUAAUAAUAAAGAUAAUAGCAAAGUCAACUUAGCCAUUGGUGAAUAUAAUUCUUGA
Messenger RNA from Entrophospora sp. SA101, 360 nucleotides. The record is from the annotation of a GenBank genome assembly. Lineage: Eukaryota; Fungi; Glomeromycota; Glomeromycetes; Entrophosporales; Entrophosporaceae.